AGAGACACGCACACAGGCAGUGCGCACAGAGAGGCACAGAGAGAGACGCGUGCACACACGCACUGACUGCUCCUGGAGAGGACACACACACACACAGUGGGGAAGAGAGACAGACAGAGAGAGUGUGUGAGAAAGAGGAGCAAGGAAAAGCUUUUAAUAACGUGACACCGCGCAGCAUCUCUGGACAAAUCGAAUCCACACCGCUGGUCAAGGGGGAGAGACAGGAAACAGGAAGCCAUUCACUCCCACGCCGCUCCUCCAGCACUUACGUUUUGGUGAAACCACGCAACGCUCAAGAUGGCGAACGCUCUGACGACCACCUGCUAUGUGGUCCUGGCUGCCGUGGUGGUGGUGUACGCGCAGAGGAAAAGCCAGCUAGGGGCGCGUGUCCAGUACGAGCACAGAGACACGGACGUGACCAUGCAGUGCGGCACUCUGGCCAGCGAAGCGUCCGUCACGUGGAAGGUGAACGGCACGGACGUGAAGGCUGAGAGGCGGGAGGAGGGCCCGCAGCUCAUUCUCUUUAACGUGGACGUGAGUCACAACGGCCUCUACAGCUGCUUCCAGAACCCCAACGGAGAGCGCCGGGACCAGAUCAACCUCCGGAUAGGCACUCCCCCCAAAAGGCCUGUGGUGACCUGCCGAUCCAACACGUACCCCAAGGGCUUCUACUGCAGUUGGCACCUCACGCCCCCUCCAGACAUCCCCACUGAGUUUGAAGUCAACGUGGAACACAACCUGCGGGUUCUGGAGGUCGAGAGAGACACUGUCCACAAGAACCGGUGUAAAGUCAAGUUCCCGGAGCUCUUCUCGUCGGUUCCGUAUCGAGUGAACGUGACGGCCAUAAACGCCCUGGGCAGUGCCUACACGGUCAUCUCCUUCGAGGAGUCUUCAAUAGUGAAACCUGACCCCCCAGAGAAGGUGGUGGUCACCCCCAUACCCAACCGGGUCCAGCGCCUGGAGGUCACCUGGAACAACCCGUCCACCUGGCCCGAUGUGGACAACUUCCCCCUCAAGUACUUCCUGCGCUACCGGCCCCUCAUCCGGGACGAAUGGCAGCAUGUGGAGCUGACGGAGACCACACGCCACACCAUCACAGACGCCUACGCGGGGAAGGAGUACAUCAUCCAGCUGGCAGCCAAGGACAUGGAGAUCGGCACCUGGAGCGAGUGGAGCGUCGCCGUCUACGCCACGCCCUGGUGGUACGAGCCCAAGCCCAUCACCUCCACCACCGAGGCCGAGGUCAUCAUCGAAAACUGCUCGACAACCCCGCCUUCAGCCAAGCCUGAGCACCGAUUGGCCGCCGGAGUUCCCGCCCUUUUUUCAUCACCCCACCUGCUUCUAGCUUCUCUCCUGCUGUUUAUCAUGUGAUGUAUCUGUCAUUCCUGUGGAAGAAAUUGAGGGAAAAAAACCCUUCUAUUUCUAUUUUGCACAUGUUAAUGGAUAUCGUGCAUUGAUAAUUUAAUUCAAGUCUCUCACAAAUGAAAAAUAGAAAGAUUAAUAAAUGAUGAAAACAAAAAAAAGAUCAACAACAACACAUCAACUUUCCGCAACAACCACAAGAUCGACUGUAAGAACUAACAGUGGAAUGUGCUCAGACACAGGACGUUACCCCAGGGAAGCAAAAGAUUUGGGGACAUGUGACUCAAAAGAUACUUUCUGCCCGGCAGCACAACAGCGACUUUUCAUCCUUUCAUAUUUUGAAAUCGACGAUUGUUUUUAAUCCCUUCAAAAUUCAUCCUGCGGUUUGCCAACAUUGUUUCUGUCCUCAUCUUGUUGUCAGCAACAUACAGCUAACUCAUCAUGCCAAAGACUUGUUCUUGGACAAUACAUGAAACAAGAGAAGAGCUCCCACGCUUCCCGAAGCCUGUGUCUGUGGACUGAUAACUUACAGUGAGCAGAAUCUAAAACAUAAAUAAAAAAAAGGAAAAACUGCAGCUGCAAAGAGGGAAAGAUGGAAGACUAACUCUGUGGAAUGAUGGACACCCAUUUUUGAUUCUUGAUUUUUUUUUUUCUCAUGUCCAGUGGUCACGGACACUUUCAUAUGUAGUCAUCACACACAUUUAUUUCAUACACACAAAACACACACACACACACACACACACGCACACACCCACACACACGCACGCACACACACGCACGCACGCACACACACACGCACACACACACAAACAAAACAUACGCACACGCACACACACACACACACACACACACACACACACACACACACACACACUUUCUUUUGUUCUUUCUAUCAGUUCAUUGGAAGCAAUUCAUUGCCAUCACCUGUGCUGGACUGUGUUUUCUAAAUCUGGUGAGCUGUGUUUGCUGAACCCUACUCUGUAAGCUCUGUGAACCAGUGCUGGUUUGCUUUCCAACUCCAUUGCCUUUAAACAUGUGUUUUUGCAGUUUACAUUUUAAUAGUCAAUAUCCCAACUUAAUAUUAUGUUAUUCAAUGAAUAUUGUUGUGCUUUAUGUUUUGUUUAUUAUUGAACAAAAUAUACAUAUAGUUUUUUUUCAAACAUUCAUAACUGCUUAAUUCUCCCUGAUCAUAUUUUGUAAACUAUGAUAUGUAUCUUUAACAUGAAAAGGUUUAUUAUUUAAUAAUGUAUGUAUUAGCUGUAGAUUCUUGUAACCUGUAUCUGGAUCCUUUUAUAGAUGUAUAUAAAAUGAAAGGUUGUUCAUUAAAUGUGACCAUUUCACAAUGA
Molecule: messenger RNA, 2708 nt
Organism: Alosa alosa (allis shad)
Lineage: Eukaryota; Metazoa; Chordata; Actinopteri; Clupeiformes; Clupeidae
Gene: cntfr
Product: ciliary neurotrophic factor receptor
Exons: 10
Coding region: 298-1371 (357 amino acids)
Biological process (GO): cytokine-mediated signaling pathway
Cellular component (GO): external side of plasma membrane; membrane; signaling receptor complex
Molecular function (GO): cytokine receptor activity; cytokine binding
Source: RefSeq, a predicted model, not a curated record